Tricharina praecox is the source of this 2994-nucleotide messenger RNA. RefSeq lists its product as uncharacterized. The transcript is spliced from 4 exons. The record is from RefSeq and is a predicted model, not a curated record. NCBI's taxonomy places the organism in Eukaryota, Fungi, Ascomycota, Pezizomycetes, Pezizales, Pyronemataceae. Gene Ontology annotation, molecular function: oxidoreductase activity. Bases 279 to 2660 code for a protein of 793 amino acids.
GCUUUUUCGGGAACGAGCGUAAAGGCCCUGGGGAGCGCGGUUUCGCUGAAGCGAUCCUACCACCCUGCUGCAAAUAUAAGUGGGCCGCGCCCUCCCCCUCUUCCUGAAUAUUCAACACCGCAGCUUCAUCGGAUUCCUGGGUUCACUCGUUAUCCCCAAGAUCCUCCGAGUUCUUUCUUACCAACUAAAAAACUAAUUCAACUUUCGAGCCCUUUCGUUUUUUGUCACGACCUUUUUACUUCGAUAGUCAUUCCUUCCCUUCGAGGCGUUUAGCGGUCAUGAAGUUCUCAACUUUCGUGGCAGUGGCCACCUCGGCCGCGGUCACGCUUUUUUCAGCCGGUGCCGAAGCUCAGCAACCAGUCAGCGGCUUCUACCCCGUCCGUGGACCCAUCGUCUACGACAACCGCGUUGUGCGGCGAUUGCCGCUGCAGUACAUGGCCAGCGACCGGCCGGAUAUCUACAACAUGUUUGUGUUGGCAUUGACAGAUAUGCAGAGCAAUAAGCAGGAGACCGAUCCCCUCUCCUACUACCAGAUCUCUGGUAUUCACGGUGUGCCUUUUGUUCCUUGGCAGGAGACUUCCGUGGCCACGCAGGACGAUUCCACUGGAUACUGCACGCACACUUCAGUGCUUUUCGCCACUUGGCACAGACCUUUCCUUGCCCUGUUCGAGGAGCGUCUCCUCAAGCAUGCCAUCUACGUUGCGUCCAAGUUCACCGGUAGCUCCGCUGCACGGUACCAGGCCGCGGCCAGGAACGUCCGUCUGCCGUACUGGGACUGGGCCGCCGCCGACCUCCAGUCGCGCAUGCCGCCGCAGCUCACCGCCACCAGUGUGACCGUCGUCCGCCCCGGUACCGGUGGUGUCCCCCAGACCGUCAGCAUUGCCAACCCGCUCCGCGAGUACCGAUUUACCAACGCCAACCUCCGCGCCGAGUGGAUGGGCGACGGUGACUUCGGUCUGACCGACCGCACCCGCCGUCAGCCUCCCGUGAACAUGGCAUCCAGCAACAAUGCCGCCGUCGACGUCGCCAUGAACGAGGGUUUCACCUCGCGCAGGAACGCCGUCUUCGCCCUGUUCACCAUCCCCAGCUUCAGCGACUUCUCCGGAACCCAGUUGAACACCAACGGAAGCCCCAACGCCUGGAACUCGGUCGAGUCCAUCCACAACAGCAUCCACGUUCACAUUGGUGGCCAGCGCGGUCACAUGACGGCCGUUGCUUACUCUGCCUUUGACCCCAUCUUCUGGCUGCACCACUGCAACGUCGAUCGUCUGAUCGCCAUGUACCAGGCUGUCAACCCCGGUAGAGUCGUCGAGUCCCGCCCUGCUGCUGGCACUUUCCACAGACGUGUCGCCGACGGUAGCACCCUCAUGGAUACCAUUGACACUCCCCUCGCGCCUUUCCGCAAGACCACCGGUACCUACUACACCUCCCGUGAUGUCUCGUCCGCCGACUCGAUCUGGAACUUCGGAUACUCGUACAGCGAGGUCCCCGACUCCUUCCGUGGUAACCCCACCGGUCUGCGUUCGUUCACCAGCUCCGAGAUCAACCGUCUCUACAGCUCCGGCUCCACCAGCGCCAAGCGUGCCAACGAGCACACCCGCCGCGAGUGGAUCUGCCACAUGACGUACGAUAUCGGCGAGCUCAAGGACUCUUCCAUGAUCAAGGUUUACUUCGACAAGCCCCCGUCCACCAACGGCACCUACGUUUCGCCAGUUGGCACCGCCAUGCCUCCUAAGUCGACUGGCACCCCCGGCUCGUACGGCAACAGCACCUACGAGGGCCCCAUCAGCCACGAUGCCCACUUCGUCGGUUCCACCGCCUCGCUCAAGGACCCCAAGCACACCAUGACCAUGAACACCGCCGGUGCCGUCUACCUGAGCGAUGCCCUGCUCGAGGCCGGAUGCAAGUCGCUGAGCCCCGAGGAUGUCGUUCCUUUCCUCAAGGAGAGGCUGAGGUGGGUUGUCUCUAUUGGAGGCCACACCGAGGUUCCCCUCAAGGAGCUGCCCUCGCUCAAGGUAGGUAUCUCGUCCGCCGAGGUUGAGUACCCCGAGGACGAGACCAUGCUCCCCACCGUCGGAGAGUUCUUGACCCAUUACGAUGUCACCGAGCACAAGAAGUGCGGUUUCACCCUUGCAGACGAGGACCUCGUCGACUCGACCCCGGCCAAGCCCAUCGCCGAUGCCGUCGUCUCGCUCCUCCCCACCUACAUCCGCCCCAAGCCUACGUUCGUGCCUGAGGUCCCGACCUACCCCAUCUACACUCCCGAGCCCACCUACGCGCCUGAGGAGCCCGUCGAGGAGCCCACUUCCGUCCCGACCUACGAGGAGCCCACUUCCGUCCCGACCUACGAGGAGCCCACUUCCGCUCCCGUCUACGAGGAGCCGACUUCCGUCCCGGUGUACGAGGCGCCCGCGCCCAGCGUUCCCGUGUACGAGGAGCCCAAGACGUCCGCCACAGUCGGCGUCCCCGUCUACGGCGAGCCCGCGACCACCUACGCGCCGGUCCCGGUCCCUACGUCGACCAAGGUCUACAACGGCGUGACCACCGUCGUCGUCAAGAGCUACACCACUGUCUGCCCGGCCACGUGUGAAAUGCCCGUCACCACGGCCUUCACCUCCAUCUACCCCGAUGAGCCCCUGCCCACCUACAGUGUGUACUAAAUGUCUCCGCGCGUCUGUCUCACGAAACGAAAAAGGCUUUUUUUUAGAAGGGAUAAAGCAAGCAGAGAGGGGGAAAUGGGGACUUAACAGUAAUACCUAAUCGCCGCCGCAUUUUGGAAUCGUUUAUUUUCUUUUUCUUUUCAUAUCUUUUCGCCUUUUCCUUUCUUGUUCAGUCAUUCAUUUAUCGGAGGUGUGUGUGUGAGUUUUAUUUCAUCCACGUUUUUUUGGACAAAAGGGGAUGAUCUAGGUAUGAUGUCUAUGGAGACGGGAAGAGGGGGGGGGAAAUGGUUGAGUGUGGAGGUGAGGGGGAUGUGGUUUUGGUUCUCUUCCAAGU